AGGUUUUGGGACACAACCCGAGUACUGGGAUGCCACAUCCACUGCUGUUCCCGUCACGUCUGGACUGGUCGCCAUAUUAAACCUGACGGAAUCGGCGACGGUCCGCGGUAGGGAUCGCGAGGGGGCCCUUUCCAAAACAAAUCCCGAUAUACACCUUCGUUUUCCCUUUUCGCCCCGGAAAUUAUUUAUGCAUCGGACUGAAUAAGGCAGUGUGUUCUCAGACAGGGGUUGUCUGGGACGGAGGUUUUGUUUUAGUGUGUUUGAGAGAGAGAGAGAUGAGUACUUUGACCCAGCGGAGCUCCGGCCUGGUGCAAAGACGCACCGAGGCUUCGCGCAGCGCUGCGGCCGCAGACAGAGAACGCGGAUCCGGUGACGAGGAUUACGAGCCUCGUCGCGGAGAAGAGCCGGAGGACGAUGACAGCGGCGACUCCAAAGAAACCAGACUCACCUUGAUGGAGGAAGUGCUGCUGUUGGGCUUGAAAGACCGAGAGGUUAUAUGCAAGUCUGAUGCUCCAACAGGGGAUGUGCUGCUGGACGAGGCUCUGAAACAUAUAAAAGACACCCAACCGCCUGAAACCGUGCAGAGCUGGAUAGAGUUACUCAGUGGUGAAACAUGGAACCCAUUAAAGCUUCAUUAUCAGCUGCGUAAUGUUCGAGAGCGCCUGGCCAAAAACCUGGUGGAGAAAGGUGUCCUCACCACAGAGAAACAAAACUUUCUUCUUUUCGACAUGACCACACACCCCCUCACCAACAAUAAUAUAAAGCAGCGCCUUAUAAAGAAAGUGCAGGAGUCCGUGCUGGAAAAGUGGGUGAACGACCCUCACCGAAUGGACAAGCGCCUUCUGGCCCUAAUAUUCCUGGCCCAUUCGUCUGACGUCCUGGAGAAUGCGUUCGCCCCGCUGCUGGAUGACCAAUACGAUCUGGCCAUGAAGAGAGUACGACAGCUGCUGGACCUGGAGCCUGAGGGCGAGAGCAUGAAGAACAACGCCAAUGAGCUGCUGUGGGCGGUGGUGGCCGCCUUCACCAAAUGAAGCAGCUUGACUUCUGACAAAUAUGACGUUUGGACUGGUAAAAUCAGGUUUGAGAAGUGGUGGAUGAAAGUGGAGUCUCGGUGUCUUUCCUUCCUUGUAGAUAAAUCUCCCUCCCUUACUUUUCUCCCUGCAAGAUCUAUCAUUGGGUUUCUCUCUCUUGUUGGAAAAGGGGACCAGUUUAUUUUGAGUGCCGAUGGGUUCCUUCUCACUGUACUGUUGAGAUUUACGUUUUAGUAUCGCUGCACAAAAUGGCUUGUUUUUGUUUUUCAAUGUUUUCAUGCUUGGAUAUCUGCGUCGGUUAUUGACCGACUAGAAAAUAUUCAAGAAUUUGAUUUAUGUUUUGUCAUCUAAUUGGGAUCCAUUUGUGACGGAAGCUGUGUACAUUGCACAGUGGUACGGCUCAACCGUUGCUAAUCUGAAAAUAAAUACACUAGUGUAUAUUUUUUAAUUCGA
Danio rerio (zebrafish) is the source of this 1484-nucleotide messenger RNA. RefSeq names its product golgi phosphoprotein 3a (gene golph3a). Gene Ontology annotation, molecular function: phosphatidylinositol-4-phosphate binding. The record is from RefSeq and is marked provisional. NCBI's taxonomy places the organism in Eukaryota, Metazoa, Chordata, Actinopteri, Cypriniformes, Danionidae. Gene Ontology annotation, cellular component: Golgi apparatus; Golgi membrane; Golgi cisterna membrane.